Molecule: messenger RNA, 507 nt
Organism: Pichia kudriavzevii
Lineage: Eukaryota; Fungi; Ascomycota; Pichiomycetes; Pichiales; Pichiaceae
Exons: 1
Coding region: 1-507 (168 amino acids)
Cellular component (GO): cytosol; endoplasmic reticulum
Source: RefSeq, a predicted model, not a curated record
AUGCCUCCUAAAAUCACCACAGCACAAAAACGUCUACUUCGGGAACUUCGUGAGCUCAAUGAAAAUCCAACAGAGGGAAUAGUAGCGUGUCCAAUUUCAGAGAAUGACCUCUUUCAUUGGAAGUGUUUAAUAACUGGACCAACCGAUACACCCUACGAAUUUGGAGUUUUCGAAGCAACACUAGACUUCCCCUCCGAUUAUCCAUUGUCGCCACCAAAGAUGAAAUUUGUCACUCCUAUACUACAUCCAAACGUCUAUAAAGACGGCACGGUUUGCAUCUCCAUUCUACAUGCCUCCGGGAACGAUCCCCUCAACUACGAACCGGCAAAUGAGAGAUGGGGUCCGCUGCAAAGUAUAGAAAAGAUCCUGUUGUCUGUUUCGUCAAUGAUUGCAGACCCAAACCCAAAUUCUCCAGCAAACGUGGAUGCCGCAAAGUUAUGGAGAAGCAACAGGGACAAGUACGACGAAAUUGUCAGACAACAGGUCCGCCACUCAUUGCAACUCUAG